Molecule: messenger RNA, 4110 nt
Organism: Pteropus alecto (black flying fox)
Lineage: Eukaryota; Metazoa; Chordata; Mammalia; Chiroptera; Pteropodidae
Product: pregnancy zone protein
Cellular component (GO): extracellular region
Molecular function (GO): endopeptidase inhibitor activity
Source: RefSeq, a predicted model, not a curated record
AUGAGUAAAAGAUAUAAUUCUUACACCAACAUGCAGUAUAUGGUGCUGGUCCCCUCCCUGCUCCACACUGGGACCCCUGAGAAGAGCUGCCUCCUUCUGAGCCACCUGAAUGAGACAGUGACUGUAAAUGCUUCUUUGGGGUCUCAGAAAAAAAACAGGAGCCUCUACACUGAUCUGGUGGCAGAGAAGGACUUAUUCCACUGUGUCUCCUUUACUCUCCCAAGGAUCUCAUCCUCUUCAGAGGUGGCUGUCUUCAUUGUCCACAUAAAGGGACCAACACAAGACUUCAGAAAGAGGAACACAGUGCUCAUAAAGAAUGAUCAAAGUCUCAUCUUUGUCCAGACAAACAAACCCAUUUAUAAACCAGGACAGACAGUAAAAUUUUGUAUCAUGUCUCUGGAUGAAAAUUUUCACCCCCUAAAUGAACUGAUUCCACUGGUAUACCUUGAGAAUCCAAAAAGAAAUCGAAUUAGACAAUGGCAGAAACUCAAGUUAGAGAGUGACCUCAAACAAUUAGCCUUUUCCCUCUCAUCAGAGCCAAUUCUCGGCUCCUACAAGGUGGUGGUACAGAAGGAAUCCAGCGGAAGUAUAGAGCACCCCGUCUCCGUGGAGGAAUUUGUGGUUCCCAAGUUCGAGGUCAAAGUUCAGGUCCCAAAGAUAAUCGGUAUCAAUGAAGAAAAACUGAACAUAUCCGUAUGUGGAAUAUACACCUAUGGGAAACCUGUCCCAGGACUUGCAACUGUGCGUAUGUGCAGAAAAUUAUUUCAUUCUUUUCAAUGUCAAAUUCAAGAGCUUUGUAAAGAAUUUAGUCAACAGCUCAACAGCAAUGGCUGCAUCACCCAAAAAGUAAACACAAACUCGUUCUAGAUUAACAAUAUAGGUUAUGAAAUGAACGUAGUACUCACGGGAAAUGGGGCAAGUGAAAUCACAAACAUUGCAACCAGACUCAAGUUUGUGAAAGUGAAUUCACACUUUAGAUGAGGAAUACCCUUCUUUGGACAGGUGCUUCUCGUGGAUGGGGAAAAUAUGCACCUCCCCAAUAAACUCAUCUUCAUCUCCUCAAGGGAAGCCAAUUAUUUUUCCAAUGCAACUACCAAUGAACAGGGUCUUGUAGAAUUUUCAAUCAAUACUACCAAUAUAUUGGCUAACAAACUGUUUUAUCAGAUCUACCAUAAGCAACUUAAUUUGUGUCUUAAUUAUGUGUGGAUACAAGAAGAACACAAAAGAACUUAUCACAUGACAAGUCAUGUUUUCUUCUUCAGUGGGAGUUAUGUUCACCUGGAGCCUGUGGCUGGUACCCUACCCUGUGGCCAAACACAGAUCAUCAAGGCAUACUACAUACGCAAUGAGCAGGCCACUGGGGAACUAAAGGAGCUCAUUUUCUCUUAUCUGAUCAUGGCUAAAGGAGGCCUCAUCGGAUCAGGAACACAUGCUCUGUCUAUAGAGCCAAGAGAUGAUGAAGAGUACCCAAAUGAAAAUAGAGAUCCUCUUUAUGACUCUCUGGCUUUUUAUGAUCUAACAACAGCGGAUUUGAGCUUCAGCCCAGCACAAAGUCUUCCAGCCUCACAUGCCCACCUGCGCGUCACAGCUUCUCCUCAGUCCCUCUGUGCCCUUCGUGCAGUGGACCAAAGUGUGCUGCUCAUGAAACCUGAGGCAGAGCUCUCCCCGUCCUCAGUGAUGUAUAAUCCGCUAACUGUAAAGGACCUCACUUAUUUCCCUGAAAAUCCGGACCAGCAAGAGGAAGAACAAGCAAGCUGUACCUAUCCUUAUAACACAGGUAAUGAAGUCCUCUCUAUUCCUGUAGCAAAUUAUGAUGAAGAAGAUAUUUAUAGCUUCCUAAAGGGUAUGGGAUUAAAGAUGCUCACCAACUCUAAAAUCUGAAAACCACAGUCAUGUUCAGUGACUCAUCCACUCACAGGAGCAAGAGGGCAAGGAGGGCGUGUAUUACAAGCAGGAUUAGGAGUUGAAGGGAUUUCAUAUAAUCCUCAAAAUGACUCACAUAAUGUAGUACCUGAAAAUAAUGUACAAAGUCCAGAGGCAGUCUCUGAGACAGUGCAGAAUUAUUUCCCUGAGACCUGGAUCUGGGAGUUGGUGGCAGUCAAUUCCUCAGGUGUGGCUGAAGUAGGAGUAACAGUCCCUGAUACCAUCACUGAGUAGAAGGCAGCCCUCUGCCUGUCCAAUGACACUGGACUUGGCCUCUCUCUUCCCAUCUCUCUCUGAGCCUUCUAGCCUUUCUUAAUAGAGCUCACUAUGCCCUACUCUGUGAUUUGUGGAGAGGCCUUCACACUCAAGCCCAUUGUCCUAAACUACCUUCCCAAAUGCAUAUAUGUCAGUGUGCAAAUGGAAGCCUCUACAGCCUUCCUAGCAGCUCAAAAUGAAAAGGGAAAAGAAUCCUACUGUAUCUGUGUAAACGAAUGGCAAACCUUGUCUUGGACAAUAACUCUUAAAACUCUGGGGAAUGUGAACUUCUCGGUGAGUGCAGAGACAGUGCAGUCCCUAGAGCUGUGUAGAAAUGAGUUUGUUGAGGUCCCUGAGAUUGGAAGGAAAGACACAGUCAUCAAAACCCUGUUGGUGGAAACUGAAGGUAUUGAGCAAGAAAAGACUUUCAACUCUAUGACUUGUGCUUCAGGUACUGAAAAAUCUGAGUGGUUAUCCUUGAAGCUCCCACCAAAUGUAGUCAAAGAAUCUGCCAGAGCCUCUUUCUUAGUUUUGGGUGACAUACUAGGUUCUGCUAUGCAAAAUAUACAGAAUCUCCUCCAGAUGCCCUAUGGCUGUGGAGAACAAAACAUGGUCCUUUUUGCUCCUAACAUCUAUGUCUUGAACAAUCUAAAUGAAUCCCAGCAGCUGACUCCAGAAAUCAAGUCUAAGGCCAUUGGUUAUCUCAUCAAUUGAUACUGGAGACAGCUGAACUACAAACCAUAUUGCUCCUUUGGGGAGCAAUAUGGCAGGAAUCAGGGCAACACUUGGCUCACAGCCUUUGUACAGAAGAUUUUUGCCCAGUCUCAAACCUACAUCUUCAUUGAUGAAGCACACAUUACCCAAGCCCUCAUCUGGCUCUCCCAAAAUCAGAAGGACAAUGGCUGUUUCAGGAACACUGGGUCACUGCUCAACAAUGCCAUUAAGGGAGGAGUAGAAGAUGAAAUGACCCUCUCUGCUUAUAUUACUAUUGCUCUUCUGGAGGGUGCUCUUCCAGUCACUCACCAUGUUGUUCAAAAUGCCCUGUUCUGCCUGGAGUCUUCCUGGAACACAAUAAAGAAGAGGACCCAUGGGAGCCAUAGCUAUACCAAGGCAUUGCUGGCCUAUGCUUGUGCCAUAGUGGGAAACCAAGUUAGGAGGAGAAAAAUACUGAACUCUCUGGAUGAGGACCCUGUGAAAGAAGACAACUCAAUCCACUGAGAGCGACCUCAAAAACCCAGGACACCCGAGGAAUAUUUUUAUCAACCCCGAACUCCCUCUGCAGAGGUGGAGAUGGCGUCCUCCGUGCUCCUCGCUCACCUCAUGGCCCAGCAUGUCCCAACCUCAGAGGAUCUGACUUCCGCAUCACACGUUGUGAAGUGGAUAGCUAAGCAACAGAAUUCCUACGGGGGUUUCUCCUCCAGCCAGGACACAGUGGUGGCACUCCAUGCCCUGUCCAUAUAUAAAGCUGCCACUUUCACCAGGACUCGGAAAACUGCACAGGUGACCAUUCAAGAUUCAUGGACCUUUUCCACAGGUUUCCAAGUGGUCAACAACAACCUCCUAUUACUACAGCAGGUCUUGUUGCCAGAGCCACCUGGGGAAUAUGCCAUCACAGUGACUGGGGCUUUAUAUCUCCAGACAUCCAUGAAAUGUAAUAUUCUUCCAGAGAAGGAGGACUCCCCAUUUGCUUUGGAGGUGAAAACUCUGCCCCAGACUUGUGAUGUACCCAAAGCCCAGACUAGCUUCCAGGUCUCAUUGAAUGUCAGCUACAAAGGGAGCCGUCCUGUCUCCAAUAUGGUGAUUGUUGAUGUAAAGAUGGUAUCUGGUUUUAUUCCCUUGAAACCAACUGUAAAAAUACUUAAAAGAUCUAGCCACGUGAGCAGGACAGAAGUGAGCAAUAACCAUGUCAUCAUUUAUGUGGAACAGGUUUAG